This is a messenger RNA of Impatiens glandulifera, 895 nucleotides long. RefSeq lists its product as uncharacterized. Bases 205 to 735 code for a protein of 176 amino acids. The record is from RefSeq and is a predicted model, not a curated record. The transcript has 4 exons. Lineage: Eukaryota; Viridiplantae; Streptophyta; Magnoliopsida; Ericales; Balsaminaceae.
AAAGAAGAAGAAACAAUUCAUAUGUAGAGGAACUGGUUACAGAUCCCGUUUUAGAGAGAGAGAGGCGAAACUUCUCAGGAUUUCUCUCUUUUUUCAGACCUAGUUUCUCGGAGAAGGUCGACUUCAUCUCUAGAAAAGACAGGCGAAAGGCAGAAGCUUACCUAGCUUCAUCAAACAACUGCACUCAGAGUCUCCAUAGUUGCAAUGUCUGGAGUUGGCAGACCUUCUGUAUUCAUGUUUCAUAGAUGGAUGCACACCUCCUCCUCCUAUUAUAGUCCUAGUGUAACCUUGAAAAAGAAGAUUGCUCAGCUAGAGAAGAUCAGGAAAAGGAAAAACCCUAAAAAGGAUCAACUAUUUGUACAAGUUCCAGAUUCCUUAAAAUGGCUUGACACUGCAACAUGGCCAUUGAUCAUUUCUACUGUUGGAAUUGCAGCCUUUGCAAAAAUUUUGAUGAUGUAUGAUGAUUCCAAAUCCCAAGAGACGAUUGAACGCAAAAUAAAGAACGCACCUGAAGGUCAAGGCACAGUUAGGAUGUUGAGUCGCGAAGAGUGGGAAGACAUAAAAGAUUUACCGCCCAGGACUCCAUUUGAGUCAAAGUUUGCUCGCACAAAUGCAAGAAUAAGAACAGAGGAACACUUACGCUUGGAUGAUUUGAAGGAUUGGACCGUUGAUGUACUGACAGAUGCGCUCUCGCGGGCUGAAGAGAGUGUAAAAAAUAAAUCCAAGUCAGUUUAGUAUGUUUUGAAUGCUUCAAAAGGAGAAGUUACAAACACUAAUUGAAUGCUUGCUUACUUGGUAAUGUGAGCUGCUGUAUUUAUUUUGUUUUUUAAUAGACAGAAUUUGAUGCAUUUAUAGAGUGACUAUACAAAUAAAGCUGUUGCCACAAUUACAAGUU